This is a messenger RNA of Cyprinodon tularosa, 1447 nucleotides long. It is a transcript of the gene mych, whose product is annotated as myelocytomatosis oncogene homolog. The transcript has 3 exons. Bases 236 to 1330 code for a protein of 364 amino acids. Lineage: Eukaryota; Metazoa; Chordata; Actinopteri; Cyprinodontiformes; Cyprinodontidae. The record is from RefSeq and is a predicted model, not a curated record. Gene Ontology annotation, molecular function: DNA-binding transcription factor activity, RNA polymerase II-specific; RNA polymerase II cis-regulatory region sequence-specific DNA binding; protein dimerization activity. Gene Ontology annotation, biological process: regulation of transcription by RNA polymerase II; positive regulation of cell population proliferation.
ACACCCACUCUGUUGGUCUGCUGCAGCGUGGGGUGAGAAGCACACUCAGAGUGGACCGGACAGGUCAGGACGGAUCUGAAGGGGACUUCCACACCAUGCUGCCUUCUUCCAGCUUUCAUUUCACACGCAGAAAGUUUCCCCCCGGCACGAGUAUUUAGACACUCCGCGUGGAUUUUAUUGGAAUACUUUCCAUUUUCUUCAGUGUUUUUUUUUCUCCACGGCUUUUGGAUCAAACAUGUUGACCAGUUUCUCCCAGUCGCCGGACUGGCUGAGCUCCGAGCCCUUCAUGUUUGAGGACGUGCAAAACUUAAUGAAGGAGCUGGACUACCUUCCGACGCCCCCCCAGUCCCCCCCCAUGAAGGCCGGCCAGGGGGCCGGGAAGCCGCUGUCUAAGGAGGACCAGCUGAGCUACGUGUCGGACAUCCUGCUGGAGGACCAGGACCUCCAGCUCCUCAACUGGACCUGUGACUUCUUCAACUCGGACUCUGCAGAGAAGGAGGGCGACUCCUGCCUGCCGUGCUCCCCCCUGGACGAGGCCACCGAGGACACCCUGUGGCAGUGCCUGUCUGACAGGAACCUGGAGGAGAAGCUGGUGUCGACGGUGCUGGGCUCCAGCCCGCUGCUCUCAGACAUCGACACCAGCAUCUUUGAGGACAUUGUGGGCUCCACUCUGAACUGCCAGGACCUGAUCGGUGCUCAGGAGCAGCAGAGCGAGGCCACCUCAGACUAUGGGUCCGCCGGCGGGGAGAUGUCCAUGUCUUCAUCCAGUGAUUCUGAAGAAGAAAUCGACGUGGUGUCUGUGGGGUCCUCCAGCCCGUCCCCUCUGCCCGAGCCCUCCGCCCGCAAGCUGAACCCGGAGGAGGAGCAGCGAGCCAUCCAGCUGCAGCACAACUACGCCGCCCCCUGCCCGGCGUCGCCGCCGCCCUCGUCAACUUACUCCCACAAGCGUUCCCGAGGGAGCGACGGUUCCUCCCGCUUCCACCACGCCACCCGCAGCUUCACCUCGUCAUCCUCUCACUCCUCCCUGUCGCGGUACCACUGCUCCUCCAGGAGCUCGACGGAGACGGAGGACGAGGAGGAGCGGCGGCGAACCCACAAUGUGAUGGAGCGGCAGAGGCGCAACGAGCUGAAGAACUGCUUCAUGCGGCUGCGGGAUAACGUGCCAGAGCUGUCGCACAACGACAAGGCGUCCAAGGUGGUGAUCCUGAAGAAGGCCAGGGACUGCAUCUGCGGCCUGGAGAGCGAGAGCCACAGGCUGCGAGCCAGGAAGGACAAGCUGAGAGCGAGGCAGGAGGAGCUGAAAGCCCGGCUGGCGCAGCUGCGGCGGUAAUGGACCACCAGGGGGGCGGGGACUAUAGACUGAAGCCCCACCAGCCUCUGGAGCACAGACGCUCAGAACACACUCGUUGCCUCAGAAGCCAUCCUUUAUGCCUGGACUGCUGACUGU